AUGGCCUCGUACGCAUCGCAAACGAAGACAAUGAUCCAAUCAAUAUCUAAGACUCCUUCCACAACCCUCGGUCUCUCUACGAAACGCGACUCCGAGUCCAAACCACAACUCCCCACGAAGCGCAAACGAGAUCAGAUCUGCGGACUGGGAACAUUCAACAAGCCAUUCGUGAUCAAGCCAUGUCCGGACGCUCCGUACGAAACACCAUAUACCUUCAAACCGGUCCGGAUCAUCGGUCGGUCACAACUCCCUCUCACCUUUCUCGACACCACUCCCAAUUCCGCCUCUCCUGCCCGAUUGUUCGCCGCACACAUCGAUGUCCUCGAGAAACACCAUGAUUCUCAGCAACAGGACAAUGCGCCACCAAAGCUGCUCAUCGCACGCCAUGAGGCUAACAGGGCGUUGUAUGCCGUCGAGCGCGUUCAAUCGCGCGUGUACAGCUUGUGCAAGCUUGCAAGCUGGCUGAAAGAAAAGGAUGUAGGGGACUUGUGGGAUCCCUCUAACCUAAUGCAAUACCCGAGGUUUCCCAAGGUUGAACUGAGCGAGUCAAGUGGGACACAUUGGUGGCAGCAGGCUGCUGUGACGGCUGAGCCGGAAGAGGGGCCCAUGAAGCGAACAAAGAUCGCUAUGCUUCGGCCAAAAUCCGUCCAAAUAGAGCCAAAUUCAGCAGACAUAAAUGGAGCGGCCAGAGAGUGUGACAGAGUCGACUCGGUUGUGCCGGAUCAACCUGAAGGUGUACUAGUGGAGGCCCCGUCCCCACAACAACAACUCGAAACCCUCGUGCAGCAGUAUCUGGACGCUUUAUAUAUGUCUAAGACAUCUCUGGCCUACUUUGCUAAAGGACCUAUUGCUCGGAUUCGUGCGGCAUUCUCCUCCUCUGAAGAGGGAGCCCCACCGACUUACGAGCUGGUUGCUUUCCUGAAAUCCAUGCUCAUAAGCCAUAAAGCUUGUGAGAAGAAGUACCGUGAAAAGCUUCCGGAUAUCAUCAAAUCUAUACCCCCAGGAGCUUUUUCUGAUGACGACCUACUGGAUGGUCCCGCAAAGCCCAAGAAAUCCAGGAAGAAGGCCAAGAUCAGCAGGGAUGGAGUGUAUCCCCAGGAAGGCGAUAUGAUAAAGAGAUGGUGGAUAAGCGGGAUGCCAGGUCCAGAAAUAUACGGUGAGGAGACUAUUGACCAACAAAUCAAGAGACGAGUUGGAGACAUUCGUAUACGUGAGACGUUGACGCAGAUGAUUUUGAUGCUUGAAAUCAUAGCGCUGGAGGCCCUGUCGACUUACAAGCCACAGCUUGAAGAAGAAACGAAGGAGAUCCAGACACAGAGAGAGACUCAAGAGAAGCCGAAGAAACGUAAGAAGAAACUCGACGACAUCAAUCUGCGCCUCGACUUGCUGCUGGAUAAACUCUGUAUCUGGCAGUCUGUCGAUCAGGACGAACUCAUCGACUUUGAUGCGAAAUCAUCCAAAAAGGAAGGUGGUGGCGACAGACUACAGAGCUUCUGUAUAGAGGUUAUCAUCCCCUUUUACAUGAACAGACUCCCAGAACAGGCCAUGAUGAUUAACAAGAAGCUCGGCGGACCUGUACAUGGAUCCCCUCCUAAACGAAAGGCAAUGAAGCCUCCGACAGCAUCGCGUAAGUCUGGGGAGCCGAAGGAGCCUGAUGCGAAGAAGUCGCGCCGUACCUUAGGCCGAGUCGCAUCCGACAGGACCUCGCAAGCUGCUCAGCGGCGCCCAACACCAUCUCUGAGUCGUUCCAGUACAGACUCCGGCUUGCUCAAUGGCAUCAAGCGAGAAGCGAGUGAAGUGCCAUUGUCUGCGAUUCCCUUCAGCCGUAGUCCCUCAGCAGCCGUGAGACAAUCCAUGUCGCAAUUCAAGCAUCUCAAAGGACGGGAAAUCGACUUGAGCACAUCAGCUGCGGCAGCAGCGAAGCUGAAACAGAAGAGGAGAGUCGAGGAAGAUCUCAAAGAGGCUAUCACAGCCCUAAAGAAGCCCAAUCGAGGACUCGCGGCCGGAAGCUACGCUGACGAAGUCGAGCGAAGAGGUUUCGGUGUUCCCACAAAAUCCAAAAAACCAGCCAACCCUGUCCGGAAAGUAACGAAAGAUGUUCAAGUCUCUGCGACACCACGAACCGUUAGGAGGACCAAGGACGUCGACGAGUGGACUCCAAUUCGCCAUCACAAUCCAUUUGGUCGAGACAGUAAAAGCGACACGCCUGCUUCAAGCAACUUCUAUGUCCCAUCAUCAGCCGUGCGUCCAACGUCCUCGAUCGUGGCUGGAGCUGUUCCACGUAGUAUAACGGCACAGGACAUGGCUGCAUCGAGUAUCACCGAAACACCAUCGAAGGCAUCGACGAACAAGUCGAUGAUGUCCUCAGGGCCAGCACGCAGAAUGAUAUUUGCCACACCUGUGAACGCUACUGAUAAAAAUUCCGCGUCUCCAUCCAAGAUCUCCUCUCCACCAACGGCCAUAUUUGCCACACCGACUAAGGAGAAUGCAGUAGUUGCUGAUUCUCCUCUACCACCCCAUCUACCUACCUUCUCGACGCCUGUGAAGAGUCAGGAGGAGAAUAUUUAUGACGCCUUGGGCUGGGACGAUGAUGACUUUCUUUGAGUUGGGAGCUGGGAAUGGAAGCUUUUGUUUUACUGCAUAGCGAGGUUGCAUGAACGAGUACAGGAGCUGGUGUUUUGUAAAUGCAUUUUGACGGCGUACCAGGGCAGGCACACCAUGAAGAGGACUUUUGCAUGAGAGCUCGAGAUUGUUGGUAAUUGCGACGGCGG
Lindgomyces ingoldianus is the source of this 2771-nucleotide messenger RNA. RefSeq lists its product as uncharacterized. NCBI's taxonomy places the organism in Eukaryota, Fungi, Ascomycota, Dothideomycetes, Pleosporales, Lindgomycetaceae. The record is from RefSeq and is a predicted model, not a curated record. The transcript has a single exon. Gene Ontology annotation, biological process: DNA replication initiation. The coding region runs from base 1 to 2604 and encodes 867 amino acids. Gene Ontology annotation, cellular component: DNA replication preinitiation complex.